AUGACACUCUCGUAACACCGGACCGCCAAUCGAGUCUUCUAUGACGCCUUGACGAACUUGUUUGACGACUACUUCGGAAUCACUUUCGAUUAUCACGCGGAUCAAGGAUCCGAAUUACCCCAUAAUUUUAUAAAUGUAAAAAAAUUGAAAAAACUAGAAGUGAUUGAUCCAAUCAAAUCUUGUGGUUGACUGACCGACCGGUUUAACAGAAGAAAAAACUUAACCGAUUAUUAUUUGUUGCAGUGAUCGACUUGUAAUUACCCAAUUCGGGAAGAAGACUGUUUCUGAGAGAGGAGAUAUGUCUGGAAUAUGGAGGAGGCUGUCGAGAGGCUGUAGAGCUGCGCAGCCAUGGCGCACCAUCACCUCCCGCUCGUCCUCUUCCUCAGCCAAUAUCUCGGCUGCCGUCGAUUCCAUGUUGCUCCGCUCCAUCAAGGAGCACUACCUCGACGUCUCCAAGAUGAACCCUCCGCCGAAAGUGAGCCCUCCUUCGGGCUUCACAGUGCUGAAAGGGGCGCUGGAUGGGAGUAACGGCGCAGUCCUCAGUCGGAGUUACGGCAACGAAGAAAUCAAUAUAUCUGUAAUGAGGUUGUCCAACAUAGUCCCUGGAGGCGGCGGUGGGGCGGACGAAGAAGAGGAUGAUAUCAACCAAUUGUUUCUUCAUGUGGAUGUCUCCAAACCUGACCAGCAUAAGUCGCUAAAUUUCCUCUGCGGGCUGUAUCCAGAUGCUCUUGGUAUUCACUCUGUUUCACUAAGGCCCAAGCUUGAAGCAUCUGGCUUUUUUGAGCUUCCAUCCACUUACAAUGGCCCUGUUUUUGGGGACCUGGAUGAGAGGAUGAGAGAUGCAUUCCAUGCCUACAUCGACGAGCGAGGGGUGAACGAAGAUCUAUUUGCUUUUCUUCAAGCCUGGUUGUAUGUGAAGGAUCACAGGAAUCUGCUGCGCUGGUUCAAAACAGUGGGUUCACACAUUAAUGAAAAAUCGGUUGCAGAAGAUGCAUAGAUAUGGAAUUAGCAUGUAGCAGGUUUAGUUAAAACAUAAAUGAGUGAGUGGUUUAUGUACUGUUUACUGCUUCCAGAUUGUCUCUUUUUGUAAACUGCUCCUAUUGUAUACGACAGAGAUUGUCCUUCUAGUAGGCCUAUCAUCAGAACUGGUGUUUCAACUCAAGAUUCUGCUCUGAUCUUCUACACAAGUUCAACUGAGAUGCUGCUUAAUUUCAGAACACGAAUUGGUCGAAUACUGUACCCAUGACUGUGGAAAAAAUGGUCGUAUACUGAAGCGACAGAUUAAUGUGAGGUUCAUCCAGAGUUCAGUAAUACACAUUUUAGAAAUUCUGUAAAUUGCAUCCAUCUACCCAGACUAUUUUCUUUUUGUCAAACAAACCUCAAAAUUGAAGACUACCAAGUAAUCUUGUGAUUUUGUCUAUGAGGCAGUCUUCAAUUUUGUUUAUGAGGCAUGAAGAGACUAAUGGGUUAGACUUUAGAGUAAAGUGCAACAUUUUUC
Linum trigynum is the source of this 1498-nucleotide messenger RNA. The record is from the annotation of a GenBank genome assembly. Lineage: Eukaryota; Viridiplantae; Streptophyta; Magnoliopsida; Malpighiales; Linaceae.